AUGGGCCGGCCGUAUGGCCCGGUCUUCAUCCCCGGGGCCCUGGGUCCCGUGGAGCCGCUCACACGCACCCUCUUCUCUGUGAAGUCUGAAGACAGAACCACUGACUGUAAACCAACACAGAGUAACCUGGGGCCCCGCUCCGGGCUGCUGCCCCACCGGCCCCCCCAUCCACUGGGCCGGCCCGAGGACGACGGGCCCGGGCUGGAGGGGCUGGCCCCCGUCAGGCUGGAGGCGGGGCCGGGGAGGGGGCGGGGCCGGCCGCGCACGGGCGGGAGGAGACCGGCCCACGGCCGGGAGAACCACCCCCUGGGCCCCCGCAAGGGGAGGGGCCACGCCCACCUGUUGGAGCCCAGGAGGCCGGGCGGCCGGCGGGAGAAGCUGGGAGGAGGGAAAGGGCUUCUACCGGAGCCUGCGCUGGGGUCCAUCCUGAAGCCCCCCUCCUCCGUCACCGCCUUCUACGGCUCCGGCUCCUCCAUGGUUACCACGGUGAUGAACGAGCAUCCGCCAACGCUCCCCCCUGCCUCCACCAAGCCCCAGAAAGCAGCUCCGGUGAAGGGACAGGGCGAGGUGAUGCCCACCCUAGACAUGGCGCUGUUCGACUGGACGGACUACGAGGACAUGAAGCCAGUGGACUCAUGGCCGCCCUCCAGGAAGAAAGAAAAGAGGCGGAGUAAGAACCUGAGCAGCGGGAACGUGACGGCGGACUCGGACGGCCCUGAGCCAUGUGACCACCACCUGGACUGUCCGCCAGGCUCAUGCUGUGACCUGCGGCAGCACGAGUGCACCCCCCACAACAGAGGACUGAACAACAAGUGUUACGACGACUGCAUGUGUGAGGAAGGAUUCCGUUGCUACGCCAAAUUCCAUCGCAAACGCCGCGUCACUCGUCGGAAAGGUCGCUGCGUGGUCCCCGAGUCGGCCAAUAGCGAGCAAGGAGCCUUCAUCACAAUCUGAGGAGCUGGAGGAACACCAAGGGGAGGGGGGGGGGGAGUAUGGGGAACCCCACCCAGAGAGACAUCAGCAGACAUCUCCAGUGGCACAACACCUUAAAGAUGGCAGCGUUACUUUCAAACGACUUCAUUCAAGCAUGCUGCCAUCUUUAAGCCUGUGUUCCAUUGAUAAUAGAUAAUUUAAAAACAUGUAUUUGGUUCUAGUCAUUUCAGAUUUUCAGCAGUUUCAUCCAAUCUCCUCUUUGUCAAAAUGAAGUGGUCCUACCACAGUGGUCUUUUGUUUUAAGAGUUUUGAGUUCAGCCCCUAUCCAACACCUUUUUCUACUUCCCUUGUGCCGUUGACAUUGUGCCAAGUAGGGAUGCACUGAUAGGCCGAUAUCAGCCACGUUGUACAUAGGCCAGAGUGUAGCAGUCGGCAGCAGUAUCCCAUGUUUUUGUGUUAUCUCGUGAAAAAAUCCAUAAUAUUUCGUCCCAUGCGACUUUGUAUGCGGAUAACGACCGCUGUCGAAGUCGGGGAAAAGGUCAAUCGAUUUCGGUAUUGUGACCGGUCGAUAAGAACUUGAUGCAGCCCCAGAGGUGAAUCCCUGUUUUAUUCAGCCCACCCACAGAAAGGAGGAGAAUCCAUUCAGUACUUUAUCAUGGUUCCGGAACAGCUUACACGCGCCUUAUGCUGCAUUCACUCCAUAUGGAAGAUAUCGAGGACAUGUCUGGAAUAAUUCCCGUUGCUCCGACUUGAUAGCGAUCCCAAUCACGCAGAUGGGACAGUUCGGAAGUAGGGAUGUGAGAUUGAAGAUGUGUUA
Gadus chalcogrammus (walleye pollock) is the source of this 1750-nucleotide messenger RNA. Its product is annotated as draxin-A-like. The transcript is spliced from 10 exons. Gene Ontology annotation, cellular component: extracellular region. Bases 1 to 954 code for a protein of 317 amino acids. The record is from RefSeq and is a predicted model, not a curated record. Gene Ontology annotation, biological process: Wnt signaling pathway; axon guidance. Lineage: Eukaryota; Metazoa; Chordata; Actinopteri; Gadiformes; Gadidae.